This is a messenger RNA of Perca flavescens (yellow perch), 3180 nucleotides long. RefSeq names its product cyclin dependent kinase 19 (gene cdk19). Gene Ontology annotation, biological process: protein phosphorylation. NCBI's taxonomy places the organism in Eukaryota, Metazoa, Chordata, Actinopteri, Perciformes, Percidae. Gene Ontology annotation, molecular function: ATP binding; protein serine/threonine kinase activity. The coding region runs from base 130 to 1611 and encodes 493 amino acids. The transcript has 13 exons. Gene Ontology annotation, cellular component: nucleus; cytosol. The record is from RefSeq and is a predicted model, not a curated record.
UUAAGCGGAGCAGACCAAAAUCCCAAACAAGGAAAUGGUGGGGGAAUAAAACGACCAGAAUAUUUAAUUAAUGCAUGUAAUAAUUAAAUUUUUAUUUUAUUGUAAAUUAAGACGUAUUUAUGGGUUGAAAUGGAUUACGACUUCAAAACAAAGCUGGCGGCCGAGAGAGAGAGAGUAGAAGAUCUGUUCGAAUAUGAAGGUUGCAAAGUGGGUCGAGGCACCUACGGGCACGUUUAUAAAGCUAAACGCAAAGACGGGAAAGAUGAGAAGGAGUAUGCACUGAAACAAAUAGAAGGCACUGGAAUAUCGAUGUCUGCCUGUAGGGAAAUCGCUCUGCUACGAGAACUGAAACACCCGAACGUGAUUGCCCUGCAGAAAGUGUUCCUGUCCCACAGUGACAGAAAGGUGUGGCUCCUUUUCGACUAUGCCGAACAUGACCUUUGGCACAUCAUCAAGUUCCACCGCGCCUCCAAGGCCAACAAGAAGCCCAUGCAGUUGCCCCGAGGGAUGGUGAAGUCUCUUCUGUAUCAGAUUCUGGAUGGGAUCCAUUACCUCCAUGCCAACUGGGUGCUCCACAGGGAUCUGAAACCAGCCAACAUCCUGGUGAUGGGGGAAGGUCCUGAACGAGGACGAGUUAAAAUCGCUGACAUGGGUUUCGCCAGACUCUUCAACUCCCCCCUCAAGCCGCUGGCAGACCUCGACCCAGUGGUGGUAACGUUCUGGUACAGGGCCCCUGAGCUGCUGCUGGGGGCCCGGCACUACACCAAAGCUAUCGAUAUCUGGGCAAUUGGCUGCAUCUUUGCGGAGCUACUAACGUCCGAGCCGAUCUUCCACUGUCGCCAGGAAGACAUCAAAACCAGUAACCCUUUCCAUCAUGACCAGCUGGACAGGAUAUUCAGUGUCAUGGGUUUCCCCGCAGAUAAGGAUUGGGAAGACAUUAGGAAGAUGCCAGAGUAUCCAACACUGCAGAAAGACUUCAGGAGGACAACGUAUGCAAACAGCAGCUUAAUCAAAUACAUGGAGAAGCAUAAAGUGAAACCAGACAGCAAAGUGUUUCUGUUGCUCCAGAAACUCCUCACCAUGGACCCCACCAAAAGAAUCACAUCAGAGCAGGCGCUGCAGGACCCCUACUUCCUGGAGGAGCCGUUACCAACCACCGAUGUGUUUGCUGGGUGUCAGAUCCCCUACCCAAAACGAGAGUUUCUAAAUGAAGACGAGCCAGAGGAGAAAACCGAAAAGAACCAGACCCAGCAGCACCAGCAGACCACAGGUCAGACUCAGGCCCAGAACCAGCAGCAGACUGCAGCCCAGCAGGCUCCGUCCCAGCAGAACUUGACCCAAACCAACGGCACUGCGGGAGCCACGGGGGCCACCGCCGGCGGGGGUUUACAACACGGCCAGGACCAGGCGCCCCCCAACAAGAAACCUCGGAUCGGGGCCUCUGGGGCCUCCUCAGGCACUGGUCUGCUACAGUCAGAGUACCAGCACUCCGGCUCCCGCCUUGGUUACCAAAGCACCGUCCAAGGUUCCGCUCAGCCCCAGAGCACCAUGGGAUACUCGUCGUCAUCCCAGCAGAGCUCCCAAUACUCCCACCAGACCCACCGCUACUGAGGCUGAACCAGCAGAGGAGUGGGCUCCUCCUCCGAUCUGCGUGCCAUGGCAUCGCUCCCACAUCCUGGUUGGACCUUUCUCCGUGCAUUACGUCAUUCCAACGCAACCACCACUCCUCCCCCCCUUCACCUUUGACCUCUUUCCUGACUGCCAUUAGCGGCACUGUAACAUGAAGGCAAACAAACAGAACCAAAACAGCGCCAGAAGAGGUUGUGCCUUCUCGGGCUGGUGAACAUAAUGUAAAAGAGAAUCAGAAUCAGAAAUGUUUUUAAUGCCACAAUAAGGCUGCGUCCGAAAUUCCAUACUAACAUGCUAUUUCCUAGGCUAAAACAAUAUAUGAGGUUUUUUUUGUACGCCUGAAACCUUAGUGUGAAACCAAUAGUACGCAAAUUGCAUACUAUUUCCGGUAAAACAUUACAGUAUGCAAUACUGGACAGUACGCCGGCAUAAGUAUCCCACAAUGCAAUGUGGUAGUAACGACAACGUUCAAGACCGACAAAUGGACAGAAACCACGGAGCUCUGUAACGUCAGCAACGCUGAAAUUGACAUUUCUACAGAUUUAAACAACCGUUGAUCUAGUCAUUCACCUCUUUCAGUCAUUCAAUUGGAUUGGAGGUCGGCAGGGGUUACCGUGGUUACGUAUCUUCAACGGCAAGGAGGCUCUCAGGAAGUGACGUUGAAAAUUACAGCUCACUGUUCCCGAAAAAGAUGCACACUCUGUUUUAUUUACACAACGAUAGUGUGCAUGUCGAGUCUGUAGUGCAGAGUAUGCCAUUUCGGACGCACCCUGAGUUCCACUUGUGUAGGAAUUGGCCUCGGUGAAUGGUGCGUACAUGAUCAAACUAACAAAUGUGAAGGCGUCGGAACCUAUGGCACUUAAAGCACGUUUCUCACCCGGAACAACUGCAGCUGUGUUUAUAUAUACAUGUAUGUACAUUAUAUAGCACCUUUUUCUAUUUGAUUUUUUUUUUUUCACUUAUUUGCUAGAGUUUUCAAGUUUACUUUGAUAGUUAAUGUCAUUGUACAUAUUGUUACAUAUGGAAGUGAUGGGGAUGAAAGGAAACACAGGAGGAGAAAGCUCUUUACUUUCGUCUCUAGUGUAAUAUGACUUUGGAUAAUGAAAAGAAACGUUUCAGCUGACCCUGUCACACACACGUUUCUACACGGAGAAUAUCAGCACGACAGCUGAUGAAAUGGCAGGGAAAUAUUAAAUGUGCGGUUUAACGCAAUCUAGAUAUUAUAGGGUUUGUGUUAUUUAGACCGCUCUUUAUCUAGACUUGGAUUUGGAAAGUAAGAAAAGUAGUCGUCUUUUUUUACAGCUCUAAAUUCUCUGUCAGUCUGAUUCACUCCACUACCUAGAUGAGAAGCGUUUGACAGCCGAGCUUGGUUUCCCCUGACGACGGCAGCCUUUUUUAGGAGGUCGGACGCGCCUCUCGUAUGUGGCCAGCGGUUCCUCCGGAGCUGCCUGUGGCCACUUUGCUCUGACACCCAUCUGGUCGUGGACCCUCAAGACUUUUAAGGUUUCUGAACACAAAACGUGUGCAUAAACGUACUGGGCAGCUAACAGU